CUUUGUCAGAAAAAGCUGCAUUACUCCUAUGUGUUAGAAGUUUUUGUCACUACUUACCUAAACCUUUGUCAAUAUUACACGCCUACUUUUUAUUCCCAAUUAUUUAGGGCGUGAAAAGGAGUCCUUCGAGGCUCAAAGGAUAUAUAACUGUUGAUAUCUCGCCCUCUCAUCAAAAUUGAAUCAGAAAACCAGCACUCUUUCCCCAAGCUCAUACUCAGUAAAGAAGUCUUCACCACGAUACCAGCCAAUCUUCCAGUACUAUCUCACGCUUCAAGAUGCAUUUCUCGACUGCCUCCGUGUUCGCUGCAUUGAUCUCUGCCGCUGCCGCUGCCAAGCAGAUGCAGAUCAACUACUACAGUGACACCAAGUGCAAGUCUUACACUGGCCAGGUUGAUGUCACUUGGGCUCAAAGUGUUUCCGCGGGCAAGAGCAACUGUUACAAUUACCAUUACGGCACGGCUAUGAACCUCGCAGAGUGCCAAGCGGGGGGCUGCUUGUGCAACCUUUACAAAGGAAAGAAUUGCAAUGACUACAUGGAUCAGAUGCGGUACGGAGACGAAUUUGGUUGCCGACCUUGGGCUAACCAGGUCCAAUCUUUUGCAUGCUACUAUGGUGCUUGAAGUGUAUUAGACUGGGUGGUAAUAAUACAAUAGUGAGGCAGUCUGCCAUA
This is a messenger RNA of Ilyonectria robusta, 670 nucleotides long. RefSeq lists its product as uncharacterized. The coding region runs from base 276 to 620 and encodes 114 amino acids. The record is from RefSeq and is a predicted model, not a curated record. The transcript is spliced from 2 exons. Lineage: Eukaryota; Fungi; Ascomycota; Sordariomycetes; Hypocreales; Nectriaceae.